Messenger RNA from Panicum hallii, 767 nucleotides. RefSeq lists its product as uncharacterized. The record is from RefSeq and is a predicted model, not a curated record. The transcript has 3 exons. Bases 1 to 534 code for a protein of 177 amino acids. Lineage: Eukaryota; Viridiplantae; Streptophyta; Magnoliopsida; Poales; Poaceae.
AUGGCUGCUGUUAUUAAUGAAUAUGGGACCAACAUGUUUAAGUCAAAGUUUGAUCCUUUAGCUGCAAUUGAAGCCAAAAGUGCUAUUUGCAGUGGCAAGAAGCAAGGAGUAAACCUGGACACAAUUACUGAAGAAUCUGACUUUAAGGAGGAAAGUCUGAAAGAGCUGGAUAAGGAAAAAAAUGAUAACAUCUCUCAGAAAAGUCCAGAGGUGGAGAUAUUCAAAGAGACUACUGUUCUGGUGGAAGAGGAGGGGGAAAGUCAGGGAGUGCAGCCAAAAAUAGAGAAUCCUGCAGAGAAACCUAGAGGAGGCCAUCAGAGGCAAAGUGAGAGGUUGAAACAGCAAGGCUUGAAUCAUGUCAAAACCACAGAUAAAGUUGAAGCUCUUACCAUGAAGAAAAAUCUGGAAGGACUGCAGAAGGAUGGGGACAAGGAGGCGCUGGAAGCAGGAGCAGAAGCUCUGAAGAACGCGGCGCUGUUUUUCCAUCCUGGCGACGCUACUACACCAGACAAUGGCAUAGUUCUGCUGCACUGAAGACUGACGCGGCUACCUCCUGCGUUUCUCCUACCCAUGGCGUUUUCUGGUGUUCUACCAGUUGGUCACUGCCAGGCAACACCUGUGUUAGCCUUGUAGUAGGCGUAGUACUCCAUGCUUGUGGGGCAUGACUGUCUUUUCAGCGUCUUAAACUGCUUCCUAGAUGGAUCUGAUGCCCUAUGUGCAGAAAUUUCAUCCGGAGUAGUUGUCUGUGUCCUGUUUUCUCUCUCAAA